AUGUUCUUCUACAAAUUGGCCAUGACGGCCUUGCUUGCGAACUAUGUUACAGCUCUUCCGCAACGUGGCCGUACUCCCGGUCAGAAGCCUUCGACACCCAAGAGUGAUUACUACAUCUCGCUCGGACCACGUCCCUACUACCUGGUCAAUGACAUGACGCCAUCACCCCUCAAGGACAGGCUCGAGUCAUGUGAGAAUGGGCCAUUCUCUAUCACUGACUUCAGCAUCGGCCACCGCGGUGGUGGGACGCUGCAAAUCCCUGAAGCGACCGUCGAAUCCACCACGGCUGGCGCACGUAUGGGCGCCGGUGUCCUUGAAUGCGACGUCGCCUUUACUAGAGACCGCGGCCUUGUGUGCCGACAUUCUCUCUGCGACCUUCACACGACGACCAACAUCCUCCUCAAGCCGGAACUCGCUGCGAAAUGCUCUGUCCCUUUUACGCCCGCCAAUGGCACUCGUCCUGCCAAUGCUCUUUGCUGCACCAGUGACAUCACGAUGGCAGAAUACAUGACCCUGUGCGGUAAAAUGGACAGCUUCAACGCAAGCGCCAGGAACCCACAGGACUACCAAUUCGGCACCCCCAACUGGCGAACCGAACUCUACAACCAGUGCGGUAGCCUCAUGUCGCUAGACAGCUUCAUUACCCUUGUCGAUUCGCUCCCAGGCCACCGUAGCUUUACCCCGGAACUCAAGACUCCACCUUCCACCGUCCCGAUGCCGUUCAAUGGGUAUACACAGGAACAAUAUGCAAGCGACAUGAUCGAGGCCUUCAUUCGCCGGGGAAUUGACCCCAAUCGUGUCUGGGCUCAAUCCUUCAACCCUCCGGACGUCUUUCUAUGGAUAAACAAGUACCCUCAAUUCGGCAAGCACUCUGUCUAUCUUGACGAAGCCGGCGAGACCCCUGCCAACUUUACCGCCGCAGUCGCACGCUUGCCCAGCCUUGCAGCGCAGGGCGUAAACAUCGUCGCGCCACCCAUGCAGUACCUUCUCACAGUUGGUGGGCCAAACAACAACACUAUUGUUCCUUCAGCUUACGCCAUUGGAGCCAGGGCUGCAGGCCUCGACAUCAUCACAUGGACGAUCGAACGCUCUCCACCGCUGGCUCGCGUGGCCGCCACCAGGGACUACUAUUACUCAACUAUAGCUUCUGUGAUUCGCCGUGACGGUCAGCUAUAUGAAGUCCUCGAUGUGCUUGCGAGGCAGGUCGGGAUCAAGGGUAUUUUCUCGGACUGGUCAGCUACGGUGACGUACUACGCCAACUGUUUCGGAUUAGAAGGUCCCGUGGCAGCGGAUUACAAGCCAUAA
Molecule: messenger RNA, 1305 nt
Organism: Endocarpon pusillum Z07020
Lineage: Eukaryota; Fungi; Ascomycota; Eurotiomycetes; Verrucariales; Verrucariaceae
Exons: 1
Coding region: 1-1305 (434 amino acids)
Biological process (GO): lipid metabolic process
Molecular function (GO): glycerophosphodiester phosphodiesterase activity
Source: RefSeq, a predicted model, not a curated record